This is a messenger RNA of Verruconis gallopava, 3577 nucleotides long. RefSeq lists its product as uncharacterized. The record is from RefSeq and is a predicted model, not a curated record. Bases 454 to 3120 code for a protein of 888 amino acids. Gene Ontology annotation, biological process: DNA-templated transcription; regulation of DNA-templated transcription. Gene Ontology annotation, cellular component: nucleus. The transcript is spliced from 3 exons. NCBI's taxonomy places the organism in Eukaryota, Fungi, Ascomycota, Dothideomycetes, Venturiales, Sympoventuriaceae. Gene Ontology annotation, molecular function: zinc ion binding; transcription cis-regulatory region binding; DNA-binding transcription factor activity, RNA polymerase II-specific.
CUCGCCCAUACUUUCCCCACCCCCUCUUAACUGCUGUUCCUUCACGUUCUUGUGCCCUAUCGCAUAAAAAGUUGUACAUUUGUCGCACGAUAGACCGAACCCCCCUUCACGCUCCUCGCCUCGUCUGCUUCGUGGAGUCGCAGCCUGAGCUGCGGAAAUAUGUGUGGCCAUACGCUUGUGUUUCAUCACUUCUCAACCAUCUCGACGACGUCAGAAACUGGUCGCGUUGUUUUUUUCCCGCGCGCCUGCUGCUGUGUGGCCGGAAAAAUACUUGUAGGGCAGCCAGGAUUUCCCCCACAGUUGGACACCUAGUCAACCAUCCUUCAGUCCGCCAACUGCCUUCUGGUCUGAGGUUCCGACUCCCGACACGGCAUCCCCAUCGCACGCUCGACUCGCCGACUGGACCGACGAGCGCUUCGGCGGGCCCCAGCAGCUCUCGAUGGGCCGGCAAUAAUGGCACAGUCCAAUGCGAACGCCAUCAUCGAUCCCCAGCUGCAAUAUCGUGAUCCGAGGCACAACUCACAUUCCUACUCGAACUCCGCCCGUGAGAGCGACGCUCGUCAUCCGCAGCACCACCUCUUCCCGCAUGCCCAGCACCAACAUGGCGGCAGUGGGGUCCCGUUCGCCCAGGUACAUACCGUUCACCAGCCGUUGCAGGGCCCGCACCUCGUCGAGCCACACGAGCGCGACGAUGAGUCGGUAGGUGGAGACGACUCACCAGAACAUGGCAAUCCCGACGAUGCGGGACAUGGGAAUGCAAGUGAACUGGGCAAAACUCCUGAGAAGCGGCCCCGCGCAUGCGACUCCUGCCGCGGCCUCAAGGUCAAAUGUAUAAUAGACCCGGCAUCAGGCCUGCCGUGCAAGCGAUGCGCGAAGGCGCGGCGCCAGUGUAUAGUUACCCCACCGACGCGAAAGCGACAGAAGAAGGCAGACGGUAGGGUUGCAGAGCUUGAGCGCAAGAUAGAUGCGCUGACAGCAACCCUUGCGGCAAGAGAGGCUUCAGUCUUUGAAGGAGGCAUACAGCUUGACCAGUUGACGACUGAGGCUAAAUCACCAUUUGCUCAUCGUUCUCCUCAAUAUGUUGCCGACCGCAGGUUGCUAGGAACAGAAGCGGCAUCUCCGCAGCUCAAGAGGCAGGAGAUAAGGCCCAACGAGGGCUCCGACAAACGAAGGCGCUUAGAACGACUGGAUACCAAUCGCAUACAGAACAAUGCAGACGAUUCAAACAACCUCAUGCCGACGCCGAGCUCAGACCCUGAGGGAAAGGGAAGCAUUUACAACCAGCAGAAGCCAGAAACAUUUGACCAUGGUGAUAUCAAUCAGAAGAUUGACGAAAUUGUCGAUCCAGAGACGGCCGAGCGACUAUUCGACCGUUACGUCAACGUUGUCGUGCCUCGCUUUCCGGCAGUACCUUUCCCUCCAGGCACGAAAGCAAGCAAAAUUCGAAAGGAGAAACCUGUUCUAUUCCUAGCCAUCCUAAGCAGCACUUCGUUCGGUACUGGAGUCUCAGAUAAGGCGCAGAAGAAAUUGGAAGCGGAGUUGCGCGAUGUCUUUGCAAAAGCCAUGUGGAAGCAUGGCGAGAAGAGCUUGGAACUUGUUCAAGCAUUGCAGGUUGCAACCCUGUGGUAUCGGCCACCAGCGAACUUUGAACAGCACAUGUUCUAUCAGAUGGUGCAUAUGUCCGCCGUCAUGGCCAUCGAUAUCGGCAUUGGCAAGAGAAUGAGUCCGUGGAAGCAGAAAUGGUUUGGAGGCGAACCGCCACCUAGGAGGAUACCCUACUUCUAUGAUAGCAUCGAAGCGAAGCGCGCUUGGGUUGUUUGCUACUUUCUUUGCAUCAGCAUCACGAUGAUUCUCCGACGGCCGAUUCUAGUACGGUUCACUGAAUAUAUGAAGGACUGUAUUGAUAUUCUGGAAACGUCCGAUGACGCGCUGCCGUCCGACAAAAUGCUUUGUCAGCAUGUACGGAUAGCUCAUAUCUGCGAGGACAUUGCUACGCAGUUUGCAAUGGAUGACCCGGCGAUCAAUUACACCGUGACGGACCGCAAUGUCACGUUCAGUAUCAAACAUUACGAGAAAGCUCUGGCGGAAAUCCGCGGUGCUGGGACGCAAGACUACGCGUUACGACUCGCGGAGCACGUCACAAAUCUCUACCUCCACGAAAUUGCGCUUCAUUCUCAGAGCAACGUAGAUGAUUUCAAGGGCCCGUGGAUUCAGGAAACCUUCAAGACUGCAGUAGGAGACAUAGUUCUUGGUCCAGAGCAUAUACGCGCUCUGACUGCAUGUCAGCAGUCAUGCCGGGACAUUCUAGAUACUUUCCUAUCUUAUGAUUUUGAGGUAAUAUACGUUCUCCCUGUAAUUUUCACGGGCGUUAGGGUUAUCUAUGCCGUUGUAGUCAUCAUCAAGCUGUACAUUGCAGCUAACUCACCCGGGGAAAUGGCGAGUGUAAUCAAGAAAGAAGAGCUGCAGGUCGAAGCAUAUUUGGAUAAACUACAGAAGGUAUUCAGGAGAGUAAUGGACAAGGACGCAUUAAGUCCUCACGUAAAAUUUUUAUGGGUAAUUGAGCGCUUGCAGGAAAGAUGGCAAAACAUCAAGCACAGCAAGAGCACCGCAGGAAUAUGCAGGAGCAACGGAAGGGAGACCCCUCAAAGCGUGACGGAAUCCAAGAUGCAAUUAGCGAAAGAAGAAGAUACAGACAGAAAGUCGACUACGAGCAUGCCGGCGCAAGGCUUGCAUUUGCUCAGCGAGGUUGCGAUGAGCGGUAACGACCAGCGGCAGGCGAGCAGAGUCUCACAACCGCAGACGGAUGGCAAUACUGGCACUACAAUUCUCGAGUCCCAGGCUUCACAUCCACAAACGCAAAGCUGGGAUUUUGCACAUCAUCACACCGCAGCCCCAGCAGCGGCUGCGCACAUGAACCUCCCAAUGGACCCGAACGCAUACCUGUACACUGGCAACGCAAAUGGUUAUGAUGGAUUCGAUUACGGGAUCGGUUCGCUGGGGAUGAGUAUGGAUGGAGCAAUUUCAGGCUUAUUUGUUCCGGAUGCCAUGUGGAGUUUUGGCCCACAAGGCCCACAGCACGAUCCAAACAAUCCUCAGAUUCAAUUCCCGACUUGGCAAUGAACGAAAAUCGGUAUGAACAUUGGGGAAAGAUUAUGGUUCUUUGUCUCACGUCGUCCGUCCUAGCAACUUUCCCAAGGUUUGAGGACCCGUGGACUGGACGACUGUUUGACGCAUAUCGUUGGCGAUUUCCGGCGUAAUCGCAUCGUUCAGUUUGAUCAUCUGCAUCACGAAAGGAACUGUCGGCGUAAUUUUUUGGCAUAAUUCAUAUUCGUUGUAUCCCCUCAUCAUUAGCAUUCCAGCUAAAGAUUGCAUUCCAAAUUCAGGAAGGUGUACAGAUUUUUCACACCGCGCAUCAUCAUGAUGAUAUGAGACAUUCUUCUUUGCUUUUUUGAAAGUUUAAACUUGAAUUUAUAUGUACGAUAGAAAAAUGCUCGGAGCAACGGCCGAAGCGAGCGAAGAUUGCGUUCUCUUCGUCAGUCGCGAUUUUGAUAUAAUGUCACAGGCUUAUGUUAUGCCG